This is a messenger RNA of Symbiodinium sp. CCMP2592, 348 nucleotides long. The record is from the annotation of a GenBank genome assembly. Lineage: Eukaryota; Dinophyceae; Suessiales; Symbiodiniaceae.
AUGUGGAGACGGUGGAAGCUGCAUCUUCGGUGGGGCCUCCGGCUCGGCGUGACCGCAGUCGCACACCGCCUCGCACACCUCGCACGUCGCACACCGUCGCCGAGCAGUGUGCGAUUCCAGAGCUUUCAGAGCAAGCACACAGCCUUGGCCCAGGAGAUCCAGGCUUUGCGAAGGUCCAUGCAGAACCGCUCUGAGCGUGCCGGGAACGAGGCCAUCUCCACCAGGGCAGCCCUUCGUGAUUUUGACCAGCGACUUUCUCGACUGGAGGCCAGGUCGGAGCGAACCGAAGAUGAGAUUCACGAGAUCCAUGAGCAGAUCGGGCGCAUUCUGGAGAUUGUAAACUCGUAG